Molecule: messenger RNA, 1328 nt
Organism: Brassicogethes aeneus
Lineage: Eukaryota; Metazoa; Arthropoda; Insecta; Coleoptera; Nitidulidae
Source: the annotation of a GenBank genome assembly
AGAACUUUUAUUUUUCCUCGGCCUUUUUAUUGAUAAAUAAUUUAUUUUUAUUUUAGGCGAAAACGUUUUACAUAUAGCUAUUGUCAACGAAGAUCCAUCUAUGGAGACAUUUGAUACGGCAUAUGAAGUAGGUGCAAGUUUAUCAAUUAAAAAUGUCUUAAAUUUAACGCCAUUAACGUUGGCAGCUCGAUUAGCAAGAAUAGAUAUGUUUUUUCAUAUUUUAAAUUUAGAAAGAGAAAUAUAUUGGCAAAUUGGUAGCAUUACAUGUGCAGCAUAUCCAUUGUCACAAAUUGACACAAUAGAUCUGGAGACUGGACAUAUAAGUAAAACAUCUGCAUUAAAUUUGGUUGUAUUCGGGGAUAAAGAUGAACAUUUAGAAUUAAUGGAUGGUGUCCUAAUUGAUCUUUUGAAUGCUAAAUGGAAUACCUUCGUAAAAUUUAAGUUUUAUAGACAAUUUUUUACUUUUGCGUUUUAUUUUUUAAACUCUUUAAUAAGUUUUACAUUAAGACCAGGGCCACCUAUUCCAAAGGAAAGUUUAAAUAAGACAAUUUUAAAUACAACAAUCCAUUCAGAAGUAAACUAUACAUCAUUUGGAAUCAGUUUGGAAAACACUAGCUUGGAUAAUUCAGAUGAUGAUUAUAAUGUUGAAGAAUGGUGGGAUAACUUACAGGAGGAUUGCAGACUAAUGCAAUUAGAUGCCCCAGAAGAUAAAAUAAGGUUUAUAGCAGAAAUAGCAAUGACUAUUGGGGCUUUUAUUUAUUUAGCAGCAGCUGUAAGAGAGGCGAGAUUUUUAGGGGGAAGAAUGUUUUUUGAAAAUUUGAUGACUGCACCUUCGCGAGUAAUGUUUUUAUUUUCAUGUAUUUUAAUGCAAAUUGUACCAUGGUUGCGGGUUGCUUGCGAAGAUGAAAUUGAAGAUACUGUAGCGAUAUUGUUUGUUAUAUUUAUGGGAAUCGUAGCUAUACUUUUAAUUAAUAUGUUAAUUGCUAUGAUGGGUAACACUUAUCAAAAAAUAGCUGAGACCAGAAAUGAAUGGCAAAGACAAUGGGCAAGAAUUGUUUUGGUAGUCGAAAGAGGUGUGAGUCCACCGGAAAGAUUAAAGCAAAUGAUGGUCUAUUCGCAACCCAUGUCAGACAAUAAAAGAGCAUUAGUUUUGCGAUUAAAUCAAACGGAUGAAGAUAAAGAAGAAAUGAAAGAAAUACUCGAAAUGAAACGAAGACAUGAAAGAAAUAUUAAAAAAAACUGGACAAAAAAUAAAAAUGAUGUAGGCAGGCUAUAAAAUUAUAAAGGCGCUUUCCAGGGGCUCUAGCUUCCUUAUAAGGAGUUUUUUC